CAGCACCGCCAUGGCGCACGCGACGUCGCGACGUCAAAAACACUUUGAACAAUUUCAAUUUAUCCAUGCCGAAAAAAUCUUUCCGCGUCGCGACACGAUUUACCUGGUGAUAAACUUCCGAUCGUAGGCUGGUGUUUCGCAACAGUGUUUCGGGCAGUGCCAAUCGUGUAGUCGCGAGUGAUACUAAGGGUGACAUUUCAGAAAUAUUAGGUGUGAAUUUUGAUCCUUCACAGAGCCAACGGCGCGCGGAGCUGAUACCCUUUCACGGGAUCAUUUGACGAGACAAGCCGAGACUCCGCCGGGGGUGGGCGUCGACGCACGCACCCCUUCUCUCACACGCGCCCGGAUACAUAGAGAGCACCGACGCGACGCGCAACGUCGACUGUGCGUGGCAACGUUACAAAAAGGAGAAUUUUCGCUCUCGAGUUUAAUCCUCACGAGGGGCGUGUAACUCGCCGUGUGAGCAUAUCGAAAAGAGCGACAUCAUGGGACUGUGCAACGUCGCGCGAGAAGGGUCGUCGACUCAAGGAAAUAAACUCCGAAAAUUGUUUCGCUUAAGGAACACCGCGCCUGUACAUCGUUCCUAAUUGACAGAUAGAGGAAGGGGGCCAGCGACGGGGGGCAACUAGAGAAGCGGGAAUGAGAAGAGGGUCGGGCGGAAGACACGAAGCAGCGUUCGAAAUUUACGAGUGAGUCGGUUUGCUUGCACGUCGUGGGGUCCAAGAUGGUGUCUAGGGGCGGUCGUGCGCCGUAACAAAUGGUUGAGCCGUGAACCCGCUCGCCGUGCAACGACACCGGAAACGGGCGGCAGCUAUCCUGCGAGCGAGCCCGGGUGGUCCGCGAGAAUUCGCGAGGACACGGAUGUGAAGCUCGCCCCGGGCGUCUCCCGCGCGGCGAAUUGCUCCGAGGCACGAAAGCCGAACGGCGCGAGUUGCGCUCGUUUACGACGAAAUUACCCGGAGACAGGAUGACUGUGAAAUGUCGACGAUGAGACGCCGCGCGUUUCGCGACGAUUGCCCCGCGAGAGAACGCGCCGCGUCGCGAUAACACGCGCUCGCGGAUGUCCUGGGGAUGACGAGGUGUCGCGCGUCCCGACGUUGAGAUCUCGAUAACGGCUGGGUCCAUGGUGACCCGGCCAGAUGGGUUAAAGAAUCGCCACUCGCGAUCGACGGCCUUGCUAGGUAGUCUCGUGCUGCUCGCGAAAUGGCGAUCGUCCCGCGUUCUCGAAGGUGCAACAAGUGGUGUCCAGUUCCUCAAUGCUGAGACGUCAUCCAUGUUACCCGACGGACGGACGAGGGGAUUUGAUCCGGGGCCGAUCAGGUUCGCGACCGGUUGGAUCGAGACUCUCGAACGGGAGGGUCGCCGUUGUGUCCCGGAACGUGCGCGACGCCAGCGGGAUUAAGCGGGUCUAAUGAACUUUGUAUUCCCGUCUCAAGUACGAUCGUCUCGAAAUUUUUUCGCGUCAGGAUUCCCUUUGCCGGUCUAAGUAGAUUUACCUCUGCCGCGGAAAAAACGUUCGACCAGCGCAUCGAGAGUCGAGAGGUCCCGACUCGAUGCCGUUCGUUAACUUCCCUCGUCAAAGGGAACUGGUUGAUCGUGGAAUCCAAAAGGUAGACGACGAGUAGCCCCCGAGCUGGGGGUUUAACCUGAUUCCAACCACUGGUUUCCCACGAAUCGGAGUAUUCGCGUACUCGGAUCCACCGAUAUCACCUUCGUCAGGAAGAUACGUACAAGUUAAUUCGCCCGAAACGAGAGAGAAGCUAGUGUUACAAAUUAAUAUACGUAUUAAUGUUAGUUGAAACGACUCAAUGUCGCGCGUCAAUGCUCGAAGAGAGACUGCAAACGCGAGUCCAUGGCGACGAAGGUGCUCUACGUUGUGCGGACGAGGGAAAACGGCCGGCUCGCCGGGGAUCGUCGACAAUUCUUGGAGCUGCUACCUGACCUCUCGCCGGCAGAUCUGUUGACUGACGUAGCGGCAUCGUUUGCACGCCGCGGGCAAACACGUCCCGCGACUCGCUUAAGAACGGGAACCUUGCGAUAAUCCACGUCGAGGCGUUGUCGCAUCCGCAGAGACGUCGUCGAGUGAGACGAUGGUGAUGAAGAUAUCCGCGAGCGAAGCUGGCGUUCCUCUACUAGGCGCCGUCGGUCCGCGCUACGUCGUCAAGCAGGCGACGGUGAAGCGUUGCGUCCUGGCGCUGCUGCUCGUCUCCAUCGCCAGUAUAUUCUACUACACUCACUACAUCAUCAGCAGUGGCCCGCUAUCCAGUUUGAUACACCGAGAUACGAGGCCAGAGCCAGCGAUACGAUGCUCGACUCUGAGAGGAGCGACCAGACUACCGUCAGCACCAGACCAUCGCAGUGAAGCUCGAUUAAGGAUAGACCCGAAGGUGUUGGUCUUCGUAGAAACCCUAUACUCGCGGUUAGGCCGAGAGAUAGCCGAGCUGCUAGUGUAUAAUCGAAUAAAACGCGGCGCAGCUUCCAUCUCUGAUGCAAACGCCGGGGAGACUCUUGACGUAUCGCCGCCAGUACAGGCGUGAGUCCUCGUACUUAGGAAAAAUACGUGAGAGAUAAUUAAACAACAGUUUGCACCAAGUGGAGAGUCGCGGUGUUUCGUUUCGUUGGCGCGCAGU
This is a messenger RNA of Vollenhovia emeryi, 2630 nucleotides long. RefSeq names its product bifunctional heparan sulfate N-deacetylase/N-sulfotransferase-like. The transcript has 6 exons. The record is from RefSeq and is a predicted model, not a curated record. NCBI's taxonomy places the organism in Eukaryota, Metazoa, Arthropoda, Insecta, Hymenoptera, Formicidae. Bases 2091 to 2537 code for a protein of 148 amino acids.